AUUCCUUGUUUAUUAUACUCAAUUUUCCAUUAUUCUUUCCUCUUCUCCCUUCUAUUAAAAACAUAAUAAAAACAUAAUCUUUAAACGCCUUAUAUACUAAUUUCUCCCCAAUCAGAAAAUCAAAAAUUCAUAACAACAAAUUAAUUUCUUAAAGCACCGAGAAACAAAAAUCAGAACUUCUCCCUUCAAUCCUCCAUCAAAGUUUAAUAGGGAUCAUGAGAUUCAAGAAAGGGUCCAGAGUAGAAGUCUUGAGCAGAAAAGAGGUGCCAUCAGGAUCCUGGCAUUGUGCUGAAAUAAUCAGUGGCAAUGGCCACAACUACAAAGUUAGAUAUGAAGGCUCUUCCGAUGCCACUAACAAGGCAAUUGUGGAGAUGGUAUCUAGGAAAGCCAUUAGACCUUGUCCUCCUGCACCAGCAGUUUCAGAUAAUUGGGUUCCUGGUGAUGUUGUUGAGGUUUUUGACAACUUUUCUUGGAAGAUGGCAACGUUUUUAGCGAUUUUGGAAAAAAAAUGCAUUUUGGUUAGGUUGCUUGGAUCAUCUCUGGAGUUUAAGGUCAGUAAAUUUGACGUCCGUGUGAGACAAUCAUGGCAAGACAAUGAAUGGGUUGUGAUUGGAAAGGGUUCUGGCAGUUGUGAAGAUGUGAAACAUGGUGAAAAUUCCAUUCUCAGAUACAACCAAAAGUCUAGCUCCCGGUUUCAAAAUACUGUUAGAAGGACAAACAGGCAUGUGAAAGAUGAAUGUGGCCCUGUUAAUACAAAGGUUAAUUACCAAAAUUCUGUUAUGGCUUCCUCAAAAUCUCUAAAGAGAGGAUGCUACUCUCAGGUUGAAGCUCAUGCCACUGCUGGACAGAAGUUGAGAGCAGUUGAGAGAAAUGAAAGAUUGUACCGACUGGUGGUUGCAAAUCCAUCCAUUCUUGAACAGGUAGAUGCUGCUGCUUUCCCAAGAGAUAUGUUGGGUGAGAAUAAUGUACAUGCUUCUCAUAAUGACAGAACUGGGUUGUCUGACGUGCAUGGAGACACGGGAAAACCAAAUGGUUCUGUUGGAUGUUAUUUUGCUGAGCAUUUAGAAACGAAUGACGCUGAUAGUGUUACAUGCUCUGUUGGUAGUUGUAGUGUGAGUAGUAACGAUUUCUAUAGGUUACCUCAUUGUGUUUCCGCAGGUCCUAUUGAAGUUGUUGAUGGUGAAUGUAGUGAUGCUGAAUCUUUUUGUCCAAGGGGAGAUAAGGAAGGAGAUUGUCUCCUUCCGGUGAAAGAAGAACUGGCUGCCAAGAUCCAUAAGAUAGAGUUACAUGCCUAUCGUUGCACUUUGGAGGCCUUGCAUGCAUCAGGGCCUUUAAGUUGGGAACAAGAAAGUUUGGUGACAAAUCUUCGUCUUUCACUUCAUAUAUCUAAUGAUGAACAUUUGAUGGAGAUAAGAAACUUAAUUUCCGCUGAUAGUACCAUUCCUAUAAGAUAACAAGGAGUACCUGUGGUUUUCCUUUAGAAAUAGACUUUGAUGAAAUAUGCUCUCACUUUUCCUCGUUAAGUAUACAGCAUAUAGUGAUAUAUUUUGAAAUGAAUGUAACAACAGAAACUGCAGAGCAUUAAAUGUUUGUGAGCUAAGCAUUGUGUAUCAGUUCUUCCAUCUCUUCUUGCCUCCCUCAUUUGUACAUUUAUUUUAGCAAAACAAAUCUUUGAGAAAUAGCAUAUCAGGAAUUUUCCAACAA
This is a messenger RNA of Hibiscus syriacus, 1704 nucleotides long. RefSeq lists its product as uncharacterized. Bases 216 to 1454 code for a protein of 412 amino acids. The transcript has 4 exons. The record is from RefSeq and is a predicted model, not a curated record. NCBI's taxonomy places the organism in Eukaryota, Viridiplantae, Streptophyta, Magnoliopsida, Malvales, Malvaceae.